Molecule: messenger RNA, 1085 nt
Organism: Carlito syrichta (Philippine tarsier)
Lineage: Eukaryota; Metazoa; Chordata; Mammalia; Primates; Tarsiidae
Gene: UPK1B
Product: uroplakin 1B
Exons: 7
Coding region: 1-783 (260 amino acids)
Cellular component (GO): membrane
Source: RefSeq, a predicted model, not a curated record
AUGGCCAAAGACAACUCCACUGUUCGCUGCUUCCAGGGUCUGCUGAUUUUCGGAAAUGUGAUUGUUGCGAUGUGCGGCAUCGCUCUGACCGCAGAGUGCAUCUUCUUUGUAUCCGACCAACACAGCCUCUAUCCACUGCUCGAAGCCACCGACAACGAUGACAUCUAUGGGGCUGCUUGGAUUGGCAUGUUUGUCGGCAUCUGCCUCUUCUGCCUGUCCGUUCUAGGCAUUGUAGGCAUCAUGAAAUCAAGCAGGAAACUUCUUCUGGCGUAUUUCAUUCUGAUGUUUAUAGUAUAUGGCUUUGAAGUGGCAUCUUGUAUCACAGCAGCAACACAACGAGACUUUUUCACACCCAACCUCUUCCUGAAGCAAAUGUUGGAAAGGUAUCAAAACAGCAGCCCUCCAAACAAUGAUGACCAGUGGAAAAACAAUGGUGUCACCAAGACCUGGGACAGGCUCAUGCUCCAGGACAACUGCUGUGGUGUAAAUGGUCCAUCAGACUGGCAGAAGUAUACAUCUGCCUUCCGGGCUAAGAACAAUGAUGCUGACUAUCCCUGGCCUCGUCAGUGUUGUGUUAUGAACAAUCUUAAAGAACCUCUCAACCUGGAGGCUUGCAAACUAGGAGUACCUGGUUAUUAUCACAGUCAGGGCUGCUAUGAACUGAUCUCCGGUCCAAUGAACCGACAUGCCUGGGGGGUGGCCUGGUUUGGAUUUGCCAUUCUCUGCUGGACUUUUUGGGUUCUUCUGGGUACCAUGUUCUACUGGAGCAGAAUUGAGUAUUAAUUAAGCAUGAACUGUCACCACCAUACCUCCUUCCCCUGGACUUCAUACUGGAAUGGGCUCUCUCCUAAUAUUCCACAUUUAUGCUUCAUACCAACAUGAGCAUUGCCAGCGCAGAUGGUAUGGAGUCCCUUUAGGCUCUCAGCCUCCUGAAAUUCUCCUGACUAGUACUUCUCAUCCGGUCUAGGAUUCUACAACAUUUUUAUAGACUGUGAGAGAGAGAAAACUUGGAAAGUUGAUCAUCACUACUCCCAUCUCUGCUUAUUUUUAACUGGACAUUCAAUGGAACCUGUGUUAUCACAGUA